Molecule: messenger RNA, 4150 nt
Organism: Centropristis striata (black sea bass)
Lineage: Eukaryota; Metazoa; Chordata; Actinopteri; Perciformes; Serranidae
Product: HMG box-containing protein 1-like
Exons: 13
Coding region: 108-1625 (505 amino acids)
Biological process (GO): regulation of transcription by RNA polymerase II
Cellular component (GO): nucleus
Molecular function (GO): protein binding; DNA-binding transcription factor activity, RNA polymerase II-specific; RNA polymerase II cis-regulatory region sequence-specific DNA binding
Source: RefSeq, a predicted model, not a curated record
AAAGUUCAUUGAAAUCAUUUAUGGGUUUUAAAACGUCGCAUUUGAAAAGUAAUUUCACCAGUUGAACGAGUAUUCCCUGAACUUGACACACGGUGACGGUGGACAUCAUGGUGUGGGAGGUGGUGACCCCAGCUGUGCUCUCCAGUGACCCCAAACAUCAGAACGUGCGGCAUGCUGAGCCUGAGGCUGAACACACAGUAGUGAUGAUGGACACAGAUGCAGACCAGUCACAUGACCUGCUCUGCUGUGAGGAACGCCUCCCUUCCUCACCCGGCUUCCCCACCAGUGACACGUACAUGGAAUACGAUGACCUCCCAGACCUGCAGGAGGUUCAGGAGGAGGCGGAGCCAGCAGCGCCGCCUGUCUACCAGGUGCAUGUGGGUGUGUCACACCAGGAGCGACACGCACACACACCUGACACGCCUCCCGACACACACUGGCUGACUCAGCUGGCUCAUAUCGCCACCGGACCUCAGAGUCCCCUACUGCAGGAGUCUCCUACCAGCAGCUCCUCUUCUGUGUGCCUCACCAGCAGCAGCAGUGAUCUACAUUCCUACGCUCGGCCUCCUCCCCCUCUCCCCGGCAGCACCCAGUCGUCCCACAGAGGUCAUGGCAGGGAGCGUCGGCGCAGCAGGAAGAGCAGUGAGUGUGGUUCAGCCGUGUCCACCAGAUCCUCUCUGUCUGAUGAUGAAGACAUGGGCUGGAGCUUCUCCUGUCCUCCCACCGCCUGGCACUGCUUUCUCAAAGGCACUCAUCUGCGUUUCCACAGCGGCUCUAACGUGGCGUGGCAGGACGUGGAGGACCUGGAUCCUGCUGAUGAAGACUCUGGUGAUGAGGAACAAUCCAGAUCUCUGAAGAGUUACGGCUCUGAGGGUCUGCAGCUGGUGGAGCAUUCAGAGACGGUGUCGUCUGGCCAGGCUGUCCUACAGCUGACCUUUGACCCCGGGGCAUUCGGACAUUCAGCCGUAACCGCCCGCUGCCAACUUGACCACCCCUUCUACGUCAAAGUCAAAGGCUGGUCGUCUUUUCACCCGAGCCUGACCGUGGUGCGUUAUGGGAUACCGUGCUAUGAAAUGGAGGUGGGAGAUGUGUGCCUUCCUCCAGGACACAGGGAUGCCAAACACACUGAUGACUCGCCCGUCUUUGACACAUUCAGGAGUUAUGACUUCACUCCUCUGGACUCCUCUGCCGUUUACGUGUUGAGCAGCAUGGCCAGACGGCGGCGUGCCUCCCAGUCCAGUGGGGGAGCUGUUUCUCCAGACAGAGACACGUCACAAGGCUCCCACAGUCCAGGUGCCUCCCACUCUCCUUGCCAUACGACAACCAAAAGCCAACCAGCCAGCACAGCAGGAAGUAAUAAUAACGCCACAGCCAACAAGUGCAAGCGGCCAAUGAACGCCUUCAUGCUGUUUGCCAAGAAAUUCAGGGUGGAGUACACACAGAUGUACCCAGGCAAAGACAACAGAGCGAUCAGUGUCCUCCUCGGGGAGCGGUGGAAGAAAAUGCGAAGUGAGGAGCGGCGGACGUUCACCGUACAGGCCAAAGCCCUCGCAGACGAACAGAAACGAAUCAACCCAGACUGCUGGAAACGCAAACGAACCAACUCUGGUUGUCAGGGAAAUUAAGGCUGCAGACAAGAAGACAAGAGGACUGUGGGACACACACACACACGCUCACACACACAGACGUGACGAGGAGAAAAAGACAAAGAGAGCAAUGUGUAACCUAACACAACGCUUCCAUAUAUUUCUCCUAUAGUGAGGGUUUCAUUCAGUCUUUUUAAGGUUCUCACAGCAGUGAGACAUUUUGACCUGCUCUUAAAAAAUGUCACUUCUUUCUAUUGCUUUUAAAAGGUGCUUAAUGUAACAUUUUAAAUGCUAUCAAUUAUUAUCUCUUUAUAAUAAUUACAUCAAGUUAUAAAAGAUUACAUUUUAAUGCCACAGAGCACCGUAGUGUCUCCCUCCAGAGAGUAAUAUUUUUUUCCAAAUUACAUUUUCUAAGCAGGUCAACUGGGUUUUAUUUUCGACUGUGACAAUAACUAAAAAAAGAGAUUCUGGUCAUUUUCACUCAGUUUCUCAUCAUGUGCUUGAAACAGGUGGAAGUUGUGGUGCUGUAGCAUUUAAAGUAGAGAAUGUAGCUAUUUUCCCAAAAUUAUAUAUUAUAUAUAAAGAAAUAUAUUGAGUAUUUUCUUGCCUGUAUUACUUGCAUUUGCACACAUUAUAUUGCACAAGACUACACAUAUUAACAUUGCUUUCAUGUAAUAUUUGGUUAUUAACACAUGUAAACCAUGAAUUCUCAAAUAGUGGCCUCUGGGUUUUAUUUACCUCGACUCGAAGAGAGACAAAGCCCUUAUUACAAUUUUCUUUUUAAAAUUUCCAGUGGUUCAGGCGACAGCAUCCUGUCACUUCACUGGAAGAGCUUUAUUUUGAAAAUGGAGAUUGGUAUCAACUUCCCUGACAGUUUGUUGGGAAAAUAAAAUAAAAUAAAAAAUUUCCUGGUAGAUUUAAGGCAGUGGUUUUAUUAAGUUGAAUGGAUGUAUAUAUACUAGCAACAGAAAUUUCCCCUGGCCUUUGUUUUAUUGCUUUUAUUUGAGAAUUUAGGGUAAUUAUCACAUAUUGUCAUAAAGGAUAUAGAAUCACAUGGGUAUGUUACAAAAAAUUGCCAUUAUAGCAGCAAACAACAGCAAGACACGAACUAAUUUGAUUUGGAUUCAUCAGCCAUCAUCAAGUGUCCUUGAUUCCAACAUCUUUAUGUGCCAUAAUCAAAUUUCCUAGCUGUGUUUUAUCAAAUUAUGCUAAUCAAAGGACAUUAAUACACGUGAGGCUUGUUUCACUCAAGGCGUUUCCACUGGCUUUAAAGAGUGAAAUGGAAAUAGUAUUUGUCUUAUGAAAUGAUACAAUAAUAUACAAGAAAAGCAAGCAAACACAUUUAAGCUUGAUCUACUCCAAUAAGCUUUGAUGACUUUCCUUUAAAUUCUUUUUUUAUUUUAAAUAGGAAAAGAUAACAAAACAGUUUCUAGCUUCUGUCGGGCAGGUAGUGGCCACACUGAUAACUUCAAAAUGUUUUGGGACAGAACAGGAAGAGAAAAAGUUGUGUUUUUAACUUUGAUAUUAUGGAUAAUCUACUCUUAAAGUAGCACCUUUGGCUCAGAUGAUGGAAGUCUAAAUGUUUGGUUAUUGAUUCUUGCAUAGUUUGAAGGAAAAAACCCAUUAAGGACAGUAAAAGUCUGAUCUAAAUUGUUAAUUAAUUUUUAAAACAGAUGGAGAAGAAGUUUAGCUCGGUUUUUAUGAAAAGAAAAAAGUUUUGCCAGGUGAAAAGUGUCAACAGAGGCCAAAGUGUCAAACUACCCCAUGUUCUAAAUAGGACUCAAUUAUUCAGGUUUUCUUCCAGGUGAAAGACGAGACAUGACAGAAAUGUUACAUAACUAGCUUACACACAGUACCUUUUGUUUCGAGUACAUGAAUGCUGAUCCCAAAAAAGAAUCGCCUAAUGUUCUUAUUUUCUCCAAACUGAUCAGGCUUAAAACCAUUAAUACCUGAAAUGAAGCCUCCAGCAUCAUGGCUGUUUUCUAGACAUCUAUUGUGUUUUGUACUUGAACCAGACAUUUGGCAAAGCGAAACACCUGUCAGCUAGAUAUGAUUCAUCUCUGUAAUGUGAUAUUAUUGCAAGUACUUAUUCAUGCAAACACAACCACUGCAAACAUGAACAUUAUGUGAAAACUGACAGAUGUGGAAACCCAGAUGUGUGAGGCUUUAGCAAGUUCAGUCCCAGCAGAGUGUGAGGGAGGACGGGGAUCUACUUGGUGUUUAAGUGCUUGACAUUUCUACAGAAAUAGUUAAAAAAAAAAAGAGAAAUAUUCCUAGGGUGGGCACUCAUAUUCUCACUGCAUAACGAGGUUUAUUGUUCAUGCACUAUAUACACUUUAUCUUAUGUGACUGCUACAGUAUAAUGUGUAAUGAGAAUAUUAAUAUGAUCAUAUAGAAAUAUAUAUUUUUGGUUUAGACUUAAUCUUUGUUAACCUUUGAUGGUUGUGCAUUGAUUAUUUAACUUCUGUUUGUCUUUACUAUCAUGUCAUGUACAGGUUGAUCAGGGGAGACAAUGCAAUACAGUGUAUUAUAAUAUAAAUAAACGCAUGGUAAAUCUUUCAUCU